GCAGGCACCUCGCAUCCUGCACAUCUUGCCUGGCAUCCAAAGUCAAGAUGUCUGCGGAAAACCCCAAAAAAGAUACAGAUAAAAGCAUCACGAUCUGGCCGCAAUGGCUAGCUGCUUGUACACUCAGCUUAGCUGUUAUCGGAAGUGGUCUCGCGAAUGGUUGGGUAUCGCCGUACUUGGCUCAACUGACAUCAACGGAAGCGAACAUGCCUUUGAGACUGACAGAUACCGAAGCGUCCUGGGUUGCUUCCCUUUUAAAUCUUGGUCGCCUUGCCGGGGCUUUGCUCAGUGCAGUGUGUCAAGAGUAUGUUGGACGGAAGUGGGUGCUUCUACUUAGUGGACUACCGUUGACAGCGAGCUGGGUAUUCAGCAUUUGCGCUACAUCGGUCAUGUGGCUCUACAUCUCUAGAUUCUGUUCGGGUAUCGGAUCAGGAAUAUUGUGGGCUGCGUUGUCCUUAUAUCUAAGUGAAAUCGCCAAUCCGAAAAUUCGUGGAUCGCUGAUAGUCAUGAACGUGAAUGCAUCUUCCUUCGGUAUGUUCUUGGGCAAUGCAAUGGGUCCUUAUCUGUCCAUGGAGAUAUUCGGGUACGUGAGCCUCGUUCCGAAUAUCCUCUUCAUGAUCCUCUUCAGUUUGAUACCCGAAUCACCCUACCAUUACCUCCUGCACGGGGAUAUCGACAAGGCCGAGGCAUCCUUGAAGUGGUUUAGGCGAGAAGCUGACGUCAAAGCCGAGAUGCAAGAUCUUCAAGAAUUCGUCGACGGAGCUGAAACUAAUAUUUUCCUAAAGUUGAAGGAGUUCCUUAUGCCAAGUAAUUUAAAGAAACCCCUCAUCGUAAUUGGUGUCUACGUGUUCUCUUAUGUGAGUGGAUACAGUGCUCUGAACUCUUAUGCAGAAAUAAUCCUGACAAAAAGCGAAAUUAGCAUAAAACCCAGCAUAGUGGUUACGAUCCUUGGAUUGUCCACGAUUGUCGCCGGUUCGACAGUCACGUUGCUAGUUGACAAAUUGGGCAGAAAAUAUCUUUUAAUAAUGUCUAGUAUAGGAACAUCGAUAUCCUUAGCACUUUUAGGAUUACACUUUCAUCUUCUUUCAUUGGAAUACGAUCCCAAAAGUUUGACGUGGUUGCCGAUAUUCGCUUUAUUAUUUUUCAAUUUGUCUAUGUCUUGUGGACUGCAGCCGAUUCCAAAUACACUUUUAGGUGAAAUGUUCACUGCAAAUUUAAAAACCAUGGCAUCGUUAUGCGUAAGUACAAGCAAUGCUUUGUUAUCAUUCACAAGUACAAAAACUUAUCAGCCUUUGUUGGAUUUAAUCGGCGACAAAUUCGUGUAUUGGAGUUAUAGUAUCUGCCUGUUAUUUUCGGUACCGUAUGUACAUUUUUUAAUCCCAGAAACGGCAGGCAAAAGCCUUUUAGAAAUCCAGCGAUCGAUAAAAAAAUGGUAAUGCGUGGAACUUUUUCAAUUUCAUAAUAACUUUACGA
Eufriesea mexicana is the source of this 1473-nucleotide messenger RNA. Its product is annotated as facilitated trehalose transporter Tret1. Gene Ontology annotation, biological process: transmembrane transport. NCBI's taxonomy places the organism in Eukaryota, Metazoa, Arthropoda, Insecta, Hymenoptera, Apidae. The record is from RefSeq and is a predicted model, not a curated record. The transcript is spliced from 5 exons. Gene Ontology annotation, cellular component: membrane. Gene Ontology annotation, molecular function: transmembrane transporter activity. The coding region runs from base 48 to 1436 and encodes 462 amino acids.